Rhinocladiella mackenziei CBS 650.93 is the source of this 1206-nucleotide messenger RNA. RefSeq lists its product as uncharacterized. NCBI's taxonomy places the organism in Eukaryota, Fungi, Ascomycota, Eurotiomycetes, Chaetothyriales, Herpotrichiellaceae. Gene Ontology annotation, biological process: division septum assembly. Gene Ontology annotation, cellular component: division septum. The record is from RefSeq and is a predicted model, not a curated record. The coding region runs from base 1 to 1206 and encodes 401 amino acids. The transcript is spliced from 3 exons.
AUGAGCGCAUUUGUGCGAGUGUCUGGCCGUCCAAACACAAACUUUCUGGUCGGAUACCCGGGAAUCUCUGCUACUCUGCCUCGUAUUGAAGGAACGGUCGAAAUACGUCCUGGCGUCGGCAUAUCAAGUCCAGUCAAUAUCUCCAUCGUUACCAUCGCUCUCCAGAGGCGAGAGAGCAUCCAUCCUCAUGCUGACUCGGUGGCCAAGAAACAUCUGGCGGCGCCCAGGAAGGAGUCAACAGAGACGGUAGGGAAGGAAAUGUUAUUGUUCCGAUGUCCGGCAAACAGAGAAUAUGAAGAGAUAAUGUACAUGGAUUUACCUUUUGUGAUAUUCAUCCCAUUUGGUCGCGGAGGACAAGAGACUGCCAGGAGAGUACCGCCGGCAAGCUUACAACUACCUCGGAGAACCGCCGAAACAUACUAUGAAAUGGUGGUCACUGUGGGAUAUGGGUCUGGAGAUCGCAAGCAAUAUGCCUUUCCCGUCCCAAUUUCCCGAUAUGACACGCUUUCUACGUUUGGGAUGUAUAAUCGUCCCGAGGCAGCAGAACGGGUAUCGGAUCAUUUGGUGACACUAGGUAUUUCUCUGCCACGAUGGUCAUAUGGGCCUCUUGAUCCGGUUACCGUGUACAUCAAGCUGUCGCCCAACCCGGAUUGGUUGAGCAAAGCACAAAAGGUGACAAUUAAAAAGAUCGAAAUCGGGAUUGAUGAGGAGGUCAUUUACAACCACGAAGGCGACGAACCGCUCACGAAAUCAAAGAGCCUGGUUAAGAAGACGGAGAAUGUGGGUGUGAAAAUGCCCGAAGCAGGCUAUUUUACGAAUCUAGGCCUGGUCUUCCCAUCGAAUGAUCUUCGCGAUGCAGAGGGCAUUAUGCCCCGUGGCAAGGCACCGUUCCCAACAUAUGCGGUUACAGGCUUUACAACAACGGCAGGUUUGUACAAGGUCCAAUACUACCUGACCAUUAAGGCCUCAAUGAGUGGUGCGAAGGACAUCAUCCUGAAACAGCCAAUCGUGGUAUGCCCUCUCGAUCAUGCAGCAUGCAAAGCUGAAAUGGAAGCCAUCGAACAGGCCGCGCGCGAUGCCUCCCAUGUAAACGCAGACAAUCCAAUGUUACCCCUCGCCACUAUCGUACGGGCUUCUGAUCCCAAUGCGAUGAGUUGCCUUGGGGUUGCGCUCGUCGGUUCUGUAAAGAAACCAUUAAUUGAAUAA